Messenger RNA from Mycena citricolor, 391 nucleotides. Lineage: Eukaryota; Fungi; Basidiomycota; Agaricomycetes; Agaricales; Mycenaceae. The record is from the annotation of a GenBank genome assembly.
UCGCAGGAUUACCUACGAGCCAGUUCCGAGACCCAGUACUGGAGCACGCGUUCGCGAUUGGCUUUGUAUCCGUCCCAUGCGUCCUAAUUCGAUUCGUCUGUGUCGUGCACUGAAGGCCAACUGCGGUGCUGUGCUUACCACAUCGACUGGAUGGCAUUCAGUCGACCGCCAAGCACAGAAAAGCAAGCGCACUCACGACCAAACGUGGGAUAAUCCAGCUGGCUGAAGACUAUCUGCUGACUGUUCCGAGCAUCAGCCAGUCGAGCGAGCAGGUGAGAUGGGUUGAGGCGUACCCUACAAUGCGCCAGACAGCGCCCCGGGUUUGGGAUUCACUCAAUGUAUGAAAGAACCCUGGUUUCGUAAGAGGAUGCGGUCCGAGUUCAGGCCAGAC